This is a messenger RNA of Malus domestica (apple), 1749 nucleotides long. Its product is annotated as F-box/kelch-repeat protein SKIP6. Gene Ontology annotation, molecular function: protein binding. The record is from RefSeq and is a predicted model, not a curated record. NCBI's taxonomy places the organism in Eukaryota, Viridiplantae, Streptophyta, Magnoliopsida, Rosales, Rosaceae.
UUUUAUCAGAAGGUGAAACUUGGGUAUCGGAGAAGAAAAAUAGUUGAGAAUUUUGUGUUGGGGAUGGUCUGAUAUCAUCAUCCAAAGUCCAAAUCUAAUCAAAUAAACCAUCAGCUGAGACAAAGCACAGCCAUGUCCACCUCCACCUCCACCGCCACCGCCGCAACGGCACAACUGAUCCCAUCCCUCCCAGACGACGUCGCUUUGAACUGCAUAGCCCGAGUCCCCCGCUGGUACCACCCGACUCUGUCGAUAGUGUCGAGACCCAUCCGCUCCCUCCUCUCAUCCCCACUCUUCUUCACCACCCGCUCCCUCCUCAAUUCGACCCAACAUUUCCUCUACCUCACCCUCCGCUCACACCAUAACCCCUCCGCCUGGUUCACACUCUACCAAAACCCCAACCCCAACCCCAACCCCACCCCCACCGACCUCCCUCCCCUUCUCAUCCCCGUUCCACCCAUCCCCGCCCCAUCACUCGGCGCCGCCUACGCCGUGCUGGGCUCCACUAUCUACGUCCUCGGCGGCUCAGUCAACGACGUCCCCUCAUCCCACGUGUGGCUCCUCGACUGCCGCUUUCACACCUGGCAACCGGGUCCCCCAAUGCGGGUGGCGCGCGAGUUCGCCGCCGCGGGUGUUGUGGACGGAAGGGUCUACGUCAUCGGCGGCUGCCUUGUGGACUCGUGGGCCCGGACCGAGCACUGGGCUGAGGUUCUAGACCCAGAGAAGGGCCGCUGGGAGGCGGUGCCGAGUUCUGCACUUGAGGUACGUGGAAAGUGGAUGCACGCUAGCGCCAUGAUCGGCGGCCGCGUGUAUGCCAUGGCGGACCGGGGCGGGGUAGUUUUCGAUCCAAAAACUGGGGUUUGGGAAGGAGUUGAGAAAAGGCUUGAUUUGGGGUGGAGAGGGAGGGCUUGUGUGGUCCAUGGGAUUCUGUACUGCUAUGACUAUUUGGGGAAAAUCAGAGGGUUUGAUGUGAAGAAGAGGGCUUGGAAAGAGCUCAAGGGUGUGGAGAAGGGGCUGCCCAAGUUCUUGUGCGGUGCUACGAUGGCGAAUGUGGGAGAGAAAUUGGUUGUGUUCUGGGAAGGGAAGGGAAAUGGCAAAGAAAUUGAGAUUUGGUGUGCUGAAAUUGAGGUGGAGGAAAAGGGAGAUGAUGGGGAGCUGUGGGGAAACAUUGAUCGGUCCCAUAAGCUUCUUUCAGUUCCGAAAGGCUCUUCCAUCGUCAACUGCUUGGCAGUUUCCUUGUGAUGUUUGCUCGUUCGUUCCAUUGCAUUGUAUAAUAUGAUUGUAAGCUUUACUGGUUGCCAAAGUUCUUUAUCAGCAAGGGAGCACCAAAGGACACUUCAAAUUGAUACCCAUUCUUCUCGCAGACAGCUUUUAUGUAUUGGGGAUGACUACUGCAAACUGCAAAGAUCCUAAUAGAAGAACCUUUGAUUUAGGUCAGGUGACACACUCAACUGCUUCAGUGAUUGGUAAUGAUUGAGUUUUAAUAUAUCUCCUUGUAUGCACUACCCGUGUAAUUCAUUUUGGUUUGUAUAUGGCAUUAUGUUGAAUAAAUAAGCAAUACAUAGGCAAGUGGUUCUACUUAAGGACAAGAAAAGCAUUUUUACCCGUUGAGAAGAUGACGAUGAAUUGCUAGACAACCAUGCAAUUGAUGUUAAGUUAUGAUUUCUUUGUAGCUUUUUAGAGACUCAAGUACCUUUUAUGUCAUAUGUAAUCAAUUGUUCAGUUCAUAAAUCAUCUAAUUUCUUUUUA